This is a messenger RNA of Tripterygium wilfordii, 2127 nucleotides long. RefSeq names its product L-ascorbate oxidase-like. Gene Ontology annotation, molecular function: copper ion binding; oxidoreductase activity. The record is from RefSeq and is a predicted model, not a curated record. The coding region runs from base 53 to 1933 and encodes 626 amino acids. Gene Ontology annotation, cellular component: extracellular region. The transcript has 5 exons. NCBI's taxonomy places the organism in Eukaryota, Viridiplantae, Streptophyta, Magnoliopsida, Celastrales, Celastraceae.
CCGUCCUUGCACGAGUACUUACUUUGAAGAGACCACCAAGAAUUGGGUAUACAUGUAUACAGAGCCAAAAGAUCAAAGCAUUGUAGAUUACAAUUGCUGGCCAAGACUUAGCAAUCAAGGAAAAAAAUUAAAAGGGGACCCGAUCUCUCUUGGAGUUUCUUUCUUUUCGAGAGGGAGUUUUAAAUUCAUAAAUCAGAGAGAGAGAGGUCCAGAAAGCAAAAGAAGUAUGCACAAACUAGCACUUUUGGCCCUGUGUAAUUUGUUAGUGUGUUCGAUAAAUUUCAGAACAACAGAGGCUCGAAUUCGACAUUACAAAUGGGAGGUGAAGUAUGAGUACAAGUCCCCUGAUUGCUAUAAGAAACUGGUUAUUGCCAUCAAUGGUAGAAGUCCAGGUCCAACAAUCUUGGCACAGCAAAACGACACCAUCAUUGUUGAGCUCAAGAACAGUUUGCUUACAGAGAAUGUUGCAAUCCAUUGGCAUGGAAUUAGACAGAUUGGAACACCUUGGUUUGAUGGAACGGAGGGGGUGACUCAGUGCCCAAUUCUGCCUGGAGAAACCUUCAAAUACCAGUUUGUUGUAGAUAGACCUGGGACAUAUUUGUACCAUGCACACUAUGGUAUGCAGAGAGAAGCAGGACUGUAUGGAUCGAUCUGUGUAUCGGUUGCUGAUGGAGUUUCGGAACCAUUUGAGUACGAUUACGAUCGAAGCAUAAUCCUCAACGAUUGGUACCAUAAGAGCACUUAUGAACAAGCUACUGGAUUGUCCUCCAUUCCUUUUGUUUGGGUUCAAGAGCCUCAGUCACUUCUGAUUCAAGGACGAGGAAAGUUCGAUUGUUCUUCUGCAAUGGAACCCAAUGUUUGUAAUGCCACAAAUCCUGAAUGCUCUCCCUACAUCAUGACGGUAAUUCCUGGCAAAACAUAUAGAUUGAGGAUUGGUAGCUUGACUGCUCUAUCGGCUCUCAGUUUCCAAAUAGAGAGUCAUAACAUGACAGUUGUUGAGGCAGAUGGACACUAUGUGGAGCCAUUUGUGGUGCAGAACCUGUUCAUAUACUCAGGAGAGACAUACUCAGUCCUAGUAAAAACAGACCAAGACCCAUCAAGGAAUUACUGGGCAACAACAAACGUUGUUGGUAGAAAUGCCACAACCCCACCUGGUUUGGCCAUUCUCAAUUACUACCCAAACCAUCCAAAACGAUCCCCUCCAACAACUCCACCAUCAGGACCUUUUUGGGGAGACCUUAAUCCACGUUUUGCACAAAGUCUAGCCAUCAAAUCACACAAAAAUUUCAUUCACGCCUUUCCACAAACACCUGAUAGAGUGAUUGUGCUUCUCAACACCCAGAACAAAAUCGAUGGCCGGACACGCUGGUCGGUCAAUAAUGUCUCAUAUAAUUUCCCUCACACACCUUAUUUGAUUGCUUUGAAGCAGAACAAAACCCAUCUUUUCAAUCAAACCCCACCUCCAGAUGGAUACGACUUUGUCAACUACGACAUCUACGAAAGACCCAACAACUCCAAUGCCACUUCAAGCGAUUCCAUUUACAGGCUCAAGUUCAAUUCAACAGUGGAUAUUAUACUGCAGAAUGCGAAUACUAUGGUUGAGAACAACAGUGAGACACAUCCAUGGCAUCUUCACGGGCACGAUUUUUGGGUCCUGGGUUAUGGGGAAGGAAAAUUUGACAUCAACAAUGAUCCCAAGAAGUACAAUUUGGUGAAUCCGAUAAAGAAGAACACAGUGCCUUUGCAUCCUUAUGGUUGGACUGCAUUGAGGAUUAUUGCCGACAAUCCAGGGGCUUGGGCAUUCCACUGCCACAUUGAGUCGCAUUUCUACAUGGGAAUGGGAGUUGUGUUCGAAGAGGGGAUUGAGAGGUUGGGAAAGUUACCUUCUUCAAUCAUGGGUUGUGGUGAAACCAAAGGAUUACACAAUCCAUAGCCAAUUUUCUUGAUUUCGAAGUAGCAGAAGCAAGGUCCCAAGUAUGUUUAUUGAAAGUCAAUUUGUUCAAUGUUUGACCAGGACUUUCUGAUGUAAUAUUUCUGUACAAUUGUCUGAAAUUCUUUUGUUGUAUUAAUGAUUCAUGCAUAUUUAUACAUGAAUCAUUGACAUCUUCGUUGAAUGAAAUCAUCUUA